Molecule: messenger RNA, 2106 nt
Organism: Dipodomys spectabilis (banner-tailed kangaroo rat)
Lineage: Eukaryota; Metazoa; Chordata; Mammalia; Rodentia; Heteromyidae
Product: proprotein convertase subtilisin/kexin type 9-like
Exons: 12
Coding region: 1-2106 (701 amino acids)
Biological process (GO): proteolysis
Molecular function (GO): serine-type endopeptidase activity
Source: RefSeq, a predicted model, not a curated record
AUGGGCACCCAUGGCUGUGGGUGGCCACAGUGGCCCCUGCUGCCCUUGCUGCUGCUGCUGCUGAGCCCGGUGAUGGUUGAAGCCCAAAAGGACCUGGAUGAGUCUGGAGACCAAGAGCAGCUGGACAGACCCAGAGAGGGGCUGAAGCUCGCCCGACCUUGGGAGAUCCACGGCUGGCCCUCAACCAUCAUAUACCGGCGCUCUGAGAGUGUCUGGAAGGUGCCCAAUACCUACCUGGUAGUAUUCAAGGAAUCCCAAAGGCAGCAGAUGGAGAGUAUUGCCCACCGCCUGCAGAGCCAGGCUGCCAGCCAGGGCCUCAUGUUCGAAGUGCUACACGUCUUCAAAGACCUCUUUCCUGGCAUUCUGAUGAAGUCGGACAACUUGGGCCCACGGGACCUGGUUCUGAGGCUGAAGCAGGCGAAGUUCAUUGAGGAGGAUACCUUUGCGUUUGCACAGAGCCUCCUAUUGAGCCCACAUCUGAUUUCCCCUCAGUGGAAUCUGGUUCCGAGCACCCUUUGGAACAUGCAGUGGAUUUCCCCUGAGUGGAACCAGUUGCGAAGCUUCAACCACAGCAACAACCCCGUGGAGGUGUAUCUCUUGGGCACUAGCAUCCAGCCUAAUCACAUGGAAAUUAAGGGCAGGAUCAACAUCUCUAACUUUGAGAGAGUGCCUGAGGAGGAGUGGCAGAGCACCAGUGCGCCCAGGACACAGGGCAAUUGUGAAGGCCAUGGCACCCACCUGGCAGCCCUGGUCAAUGGCCAGAAUGUUGGCGUGGCCAAGGACAUCAAGAUACACAGCCUGCGUGUGCUCAACUGCCAAGGGAAGGGCACGGUCAGCGGCAUCCUCAUGGGCUUGGAGUUUCUUUGGAAAAAGCUGGUCUCCAAUCCCUCCAAGCGCAUGGUAGUGCUGCUGCCCCUGGUGAGUGGGUACAGCCAGAGCAUCAACAAUGCCUGCAAGCUCCUGGCAAGGGCUGGAGCAGUGCUGGUGGCCGCUGCGGGCAACUUUCAGAGCAAUGCCUGUUCCUACUCUCCAGCAUCGUCUCCUGAGGUCAUCACUGUUGGAGCUGUGGAUUAUCAGAUCCAGCCACUCAUCCAGGGUACUCUGGGGACCAACUAUGGAUCCUGUGUGGACAUCUUUGCUCCUGGGAAAAGCAUUGUCAGUGCCUCCAAAGACUGUAAUGCUUGCUAUGUAACGCAGAGUGGAACUUUGCAGGCAGCUGCCCAUGUGGCUGGCAUUGCAGCCCUGUUGCUCACUGCCCAGCCAAACCUCACUGUGGCUGAGCUGAGGCAGAGGCUGAUCCAUUACUCUAUCAGAAAUGCUAUCAAUGACACCUGGUUCCCCGAGGAGGAGCGAUUCAAGACCCCCAACCUGUUGGCUGCACUGCCCCCCCGCACCCAGGAAACAGGUGAACAGCUGUUCUGCAGGACUGUGUGGUCAGCACCCUGGAACAUCACACUGGCAGACCGUGCUGUGUCUGAGUGUGACCCGGAGGAGGAGCUGCUGGGCUGCUCCAGUUUCUCCCAGAGUGGGAUGCGGCAGGGCGAGCGUGUGGGGAUCCUAGGAAAGAGACGCGUUUGCCUGGCAUUUGGAGAUAGCCAGGUUUCUGCAGUGGCCAGAUGCUGCCUGCUCCCCCGAGCCAACUGCAGAGUCUACACAGCUCCUCCAGCCUUGGUGGGGUUGAAGACCUACACCCACUGCCCGGAUCCUGACCAAGUCCUUACAGGAUGCAGCUCCCAUUGGGGGAUAGAUGACCCUGGUGUCUACCAGCAUACUUCAAGGCAGCAAGGUCAUCAGCCCAGAAAGUGCCUGGGGCACAAGAAGGCCAGUGUCCAUGCUUUCUGCUGCCGUGCUCCGGGCCUGCAGUGUACAACGAAGAAGUACAGGCGUUCCAGUCCCUUGGAGAAGGUCACUGUGAGCUGUGACGCAGGAUGGACCCUGACCAGCUGCAAUGCCCAUCCUGAGAACUCACUAACACUGGGAGCUUUCCCUCUGGACAACACUUGUGUGGUGAAGCACCAGAACACUGACGAAAUAGGGAGGACCACUGAGGAGUUCAUAAUAGUCACCGCCAUCUGCUGCCGCAUCCACCUCUCAGGCCAGCCAUAG